CGGAGAGGCGGGGCCCCUCAGAGAGGGGCGGAGCAGGAACUAGAAACUAGUCUGGAAGCCAGGAGCCUGUUUGGCGGGAAGUUGGCCGGUUUGGCGGGAAGUUGGACGAGUGCCCGACUCCCCGCCCUUUUUCUCCCCAGAGGCUUCCCUAUCUUCCCUCCAUAAUCUCGGUUUACGGUAUAGUACCUCUUUGCACGGAGGACGCGAUGGCUCCCAAGAAACGCCCAGAAACCCGGAAGACCUUUGAGGUGGCUUUGCACCCCAGGAGCAAGAGGAGCAGAAACCCGGGGGAGCUGGAGCACGAGGCCAAGAAGCUCUGUGUGAAGGGCCCCGGUUCUAGCAGAAGAUCUGACUCCGGCUGCCUUCGGGAGGGGUUGGCUAGCCUGCAGGUCCCUCCACGGUGCAGGAGCAUCGUCAGGGCCCUCCAUCACCAUAAGCUGGGCAGAACUGCCUGGCCAUCGCUACAGCAGGAUCUCCAGCAGUCCUUUUUGAACUCUCUGGCUUCAUACCGGAUAUUCCAAAAGGCUGCCCCCUUUGACAGGAGGGCCACAUCCAUGGCAUGGCACCCAACUCACCCCAGCACCCUGGCCGUGGGUUCCAAAGGGGGAGAUAUCAUGCUCUGGAACUUUGGCAUAAAGGACAAACCUACCUUCAUUAAAGGGAUUGGAGCUGGAGGGAGCAUCACUGGGCUGAAGUUUAACCCUCUCAACACCAACCAGUUUUUCAUCUCCUCAAUGGAGGGAACGACCAGGCUGCAAGACUUUAAAGGCAACAUUCUCCAAGUCUAUACCAACUAUGGCACCUGCAACUUCUGGUUCUGCAGCCUGGAUGUGUCUGCAGAAAGACGCAUGGUGGUCACCGGAGACAACGUGGGGCACGUGGUCCUGCUGAACAUGGACGGCAGGGAGCUUUGGAAUAUGAGAAUGCACAAAAAGAAAGUGACCCAUGUGGCCCUGAACCCAUGCUCUGAUUGGUUUCUGGUCACAGCCUCUGUAGAUCAAACAGUGAAAAUCUGGGACCUGCGCCAGGUUAAAGGGAAAUCCAGCUUUCUCUACUCGCUGCCGCACAGGCAUCCUGUCAACGCAGCUCAUUUCAGUCCCGAUGGCGUCCGGCUCCUGACCACCGACCAGAAGAGUGAGAUCCGGGUUUACUCUGCUUCCCAGUGGGACCGCCCCCCAAGCCUGAUUCCACACCCUCACCGCCACUUCCAGCACCUGACACCCAUUAAGGCAGCCUGGCAUCCUCGGUACAACCUCAUUGUUGUGGGCAGAUACCCAGAUCCUAAUUUCAAAAGUGGUACCCCCCACGAAUUAAGAACAAUUGAUGUCUUUGAUGGAAGCUCAGGGAAAUUGAUGCAUCAGCUCUAUGACCCAGAAUCUUCUGGUAUCAGUUCGCUCAAUGAGUUCAAUCCUAUGGGGGACACGCUGGCCUCUGUGAUGGGUUAUCACAUUCUCAUUUGGAGCCAGCAGGAGACAAGGAUGCAGAAAUGAGAGACGUUAAUGAAGGUGUUGCUCCAAGCAAGGGCUUCGGGCAACAUGAGAACAAGUCCUGCAGGAAGAGAUGGCUGUGUGUCAAAGGGCCAAAGGUAUCCAAGUCUUAGGGUUGGAACAAGGAUGCUGUGGCAUGGGACACUGUGGGGCUGGGACACUAGCAUGUUAUUGCUCUGGACUUAGCCCUGGAAACUUCUCCAGAGUUGGCGACCCAGUUGCCCCAAGGGUCCCUGCUAUAUCUAGCCUGGAACCAAGCUUCUCCUGGAGCCAAGGUACUUUUCUCCUCUGUGACGUGUGCUGGCAGAGUGAUCAGGUGGUGGUGGGUUUUUGAUUUGUGCCCCCAACUGACAUGACCAAUAAAUCUAUACUC
Artibeus jamaicensis (Jamaican fruit-eating bat) is the source of this 1860-nucleotide messenger RNA. RefSeq names its product damage specific DNA binding protein 2 (gene DDB2). Gene Ontology annotation, cellular component: Cul4-RING E3 ubiquitin ligase complex; nucleus. Gene Ontology annotation, molecular function: protein binding; damaged DNA binding. Lineage: Eukaryota; Metazoa; Chordata; Mammalia; Chiroptera; Phyllostomidae. The record is from RefSeq and is a predicted model, not a curated record. Gene Ontology annotation, biological process: response to UV; DNA repair. The coding region runs from base 207 to 1490 and encodes 427 amino acids. The transcript is spliced from 10 exons.